CAGCAGCACGCUGGGCAAAGAGGCGGGGAGAGACAGAGAGAGGAGCAGACGAAGAGUGGGCACCAUGAGCUUUGUAAUCCGCCCGUGCGCCCCCAGGGAUCUGAAGGACAUCAUGCGCCUUAUCAAGGAGAUAGCCGUCAUUUACAGCGUCCCUGUGGAAAGCCUCAGCACCAAUGUCCAAGAACUGGAAAAGGCCGGAUUUGGACCUCGUCCUAAAUUUGAGUGCUUUGUGGCUGAAGUUCCUCCGGAGCGAAAGAGCAAGGAAGGCCACACUCUGGUUGGAUACAUCCUGUCCAGCUACACCUACAGCAGCUGGAAAGGGACAAACCUCUACAUAGACAAUUUCUACGUCAUGCCGGAAUUUAGAGGGAUGCGGAUUGGGAAUUCCCUGCUGAAGGAAGCAGCCAAGGCUGCUUGGCAACAAGGCUGCUCCGAGUUUCGCAUGCACGUUUCCUCCCAAAAGCCAAAGAACAUAGCCUACCUCGAGAAGCGGGGCGGGGAAAACCUGACGGUCCAAGCAGGCUGGAACCUAUUCCGGUUCCGCAAAAUGGCGGACCAAAGCAAGGCCUAGCAUCAGGUGGGGUGGGGGGACAGGGCCUUGGGGACUGAGCCCUCCACCCCACGUGCCAUUCUGGCAGGCCGCACAGUCCAGGUCUGUGUAAGAACAAAGGAGAAUUGCUUUCUGAGCACACGCCGAGUGCCCUGAGGGAUUAGGCCUGGAACUGGAGGAUGGGAACUGGCCAGGAAGCAUGGAUGCUGAGGCCUUUUGCUUAGGUGAACGUUGACCUGUAUGGGAAAUAACUGCCCCUCCUGGGGGAUCUCUGGAACUAAAGGUCUAUAAAGGAAAAAUCAUUCACAGAGGCUUCUCGUGCCGUUUAUUCUAUAACCAACUUGGCACAAACCUUCCCCCGUAAUAUUUAACCGGAACCUCGAUGUGGCUUUG
Molecule: messenger RNA, 943 nt
Organism: Candoia aspera
Lineage: Eukaryota; Metazoa; Chordata; Lepidosauria; Squamata; Candoiidae
Product: diamine acetyltransferase 1-like
Exons: 6
Coding region: 65-571 (168 amino acids)
Molecular function (GO): N-acetyltransferase activity
Source: RefSeq, a predicted model, not a curated record